UGUUUCUUCUGUGAUAUCUCCAUUAUUAGAAGUUACUAAUAAAUCUUAAACAAUGUAAGAAAUAAUUCUGUGUUAAGAGAACUACCUAUGGCUAUCAUGAGAAUGGAAGGAUAUAUGAACUUGUCUCCUGUUAUGUCUUGGAGUUUUGCAGACAUCUAAUGAAAUUAAUUCAGAUUCAGAGAAAUUGAGUCAACUUCAGAAAAUCAUCCAUCAGCAGCAGAAUAACUUUUCCCAGCAGCUGAACAACUACAGGAACUUUCCCAUGGAGGAGGAAUUUCUCAAAGCCCAGAUCUCCAAUCUGUUGAUGACUCAGGGACAAAUAGCCAUCAAACUCUGCCGAGAGUUAAUCAUUCACACUUCAGACCACAGAUGUAAUCCUUGUCCUAAGACGUGGCAAUGGUACCAAAAGAGCUGCUAUUAUUUUGCAACAAAUGAGGAGAAAACCUGGAGUAAUAGUAGAAAAAACUGCAUGGACAAGAACUCCACCUUGGUGAAGAUAGACAGCUUGGAAGAAAAGGAUUUUCUGAAGUCACAGCCAUUCCCCAAGUUUUCCUUCUUUUGGUUGGGAUUAUCAUGGGACCCAUCUGGCAGAAGUUGGCUAUGGGAGGAUGGCUCUGUCCCCUCUCCAUUCUUGUUUGGUACCAAAGAAUAUGCCCAAACCAAUGGAUCCAAAAGAUGUGCCUAUUUUCAAAAAGGAAAUGUUUAUCUUUCCCGCUGCAGCGCUGAAAUUUCCUGGGUUUGCGAGAAGACAGCUGCGUUAGUGAAGAUUGAUGAUUUGGAUUAACAGGCUUCUUCCAAACUCAUCAAAAAGUAGGACUUGUGGUUAAGUUGAUGUGAAAAAGGAGAAAGCUACCCUACCAGAGUCAAAAAACAGAUUAAAA
Hipposideros armiger (great roundleaf bat) is the source of this 881-nucleotide messenger RNA. RefSeq names its product C-type lectin domain family 12 member B (gene CLEC12B). Gene Ontology annotation, biological process: natural killer cell inhibitory signaling pathway; negative regulation of signaling receptor activity. Gene Ontology annotation, cellular component: external side of plasma membrane. Gene Ontology annotation, molecular function: protein phosphatase binding; signaling receptor regulator activity. The transcript is spliced from 4 exons. The record is from RefSeq and is a predicted model, not a curated record. NCBI's taxonomy places the organism in Eukaryota, Metazoa, Chordata, Mammalia, Chiroptera, Hipposideridae. The coding region runs from base 263 to 784 and encodes 173 amino acids.